Hevea brasiliensis (rubber tree) is the source of this 597-nucleotide messenger RNA. RefSeq lists its product as uncharacterized. Gene Ontology annotation, molecular function: RNA-DNA hybrid ribonuclease activity; nucleic acid binding. The transcript has a single exon. The record is from RefSeq and is a predicted model, not a curated record. Lineage: Eukaryota; Viridiplantae; Streptophyta; Magnoliopsida; Malpighiales; Euphorbiaceae. The coding region runs from base 1 to 597 and encodes 198 amino acids.
AUGGAUCCAAUCAAGUAUGUAUUCAAAAGCCCAUUCAUACCCGGAAGAAUAGCAAAGUGGCAGGUUAUACUUUCUCAAUAUGACAUUGUUUACAUGAUAAGAAAAGCAGUAAAAGGAAGCGUGAUAGCAGAUCUCCUGGCAGAAAACCCAAUCGAUGAUUAUGAGGCUCUAGAUUUCGAAUUCCUAUAUGAGCAUAUUAAUAUAGUAAGUAGUGGUGCUAAGGGGCAAGAUGAUGUGUGGGAGAUGUAUUUCGACAAAGUAGUUAAUUUGUCCGAUAAUGGGAUUGGGGCAGUGUUAGUAUCCCCAGAUGGGAAACACUUCUCGAUAGCUGUCAAACUAAGGUUUGACUAUAUCAAUAACAUGGCAGAGUAUGAAGCCUGCAUGAGUGGUUUACAAGCUACCAUUGAAAUAAAGGUAAAGAAAUUGGAGGUGUUUGGGGAUUCAGCCCUGAUCAUUUAUCAUGUCAAAGGGGAAUGGCAGACUAAAGAUCCAAAACUAAUCCCGUACGAGAAAUAUCUCCUCGAGCUAAUCAAGGAGUUUGAAGAAAUUUCCUUCACUCACUUGAGCCGUGACAAAACCAAUUCACUGAUGCCUUAG